GGCAGCGGCUCGAGUCCUUCGGCGGCGGCGGCAGCGAAGAGGAGGAGGAGGAGGAGGAGGAAGCAGGAGGAGGCUGGGGGCUGCCGAGUCGGCAGGGUGGGAGCCCGCUGGGGCGGCGGAGCCGCGCUAGGAGAGGCGCUGAGCCGGCGGCGAGCGCCCGGCGGGCGCUGAGGGGAGCGGCGGCUGUUGCUGCCCGGGCGGGCUGGGCGGGCGGGGGGGGUGAUCUUCCCCCCGCCCCCCGGCAGCGGCCGAGGGACCCUCAGCGCAGCCCCGGCCGGAGCGUGAGGCGGUAGGGGAGGGGGGGGAGGGAGGGCUGCCGGAGCGGCGGCCGCGGAGCAGCGUCCCCCGCUGAGGGGGGGGGAGGAGGAGAAGCCGCCCCCGCUCCAUGAGCGGCGCUCGCCCGUCUCGCUCUGCCCAGGGGAUCCGCGGCCGUGGCCGGCUGCCGCCGCAGCAGCAUGUGGAGUCCGACCGAGGAGGAGAAAUACGGCGUGGUGAUAUGCAGCUUCCGAGGAGCUGUACCGCAAGGCUUGGUCCUGGAACUAGGUGAAACUGUCCAGAUCCUAGAGAAAUGUGAAGGCUGGUACAGAGGUGUUUCCAUUAAGAAGCCCAAUGUAAAGGGGAUUUUUCCUGCAAACUAUAUUCACUUGAAAAAGGCAAUUGUCAGUAACAGAGGGCAAUAUGAAACAGUUGUUCCACUUGAAGAUUCUGUUGUGACUGAAGUCACAGCAACACUGCAGGAAUGGGCUGUGCUCUGGAAACAGCUGUAUGUGAAACAUAAGGUAGAUCUUUUCUACAAACUGCGGCAUGUGAUGAAUGAACUCAUUGACCUACGUAGACAGCUGCUGUCAGGUCACUUGACACAGGAUCAGGUGCGAGAGGUCAAGAGACACCUCACAGUGAGGCUGGACUGGGGCAAUGAACAUUUGGGCCUAGAUUUAGUUCCUCGGAAGGACUUUGAGGUUGUGGAUUCAGAUCAGAUCAGUGUUUCAGAUCUCUAUAAAAUGCAUUUGUCAAGUAGACACAGUGUCCAGCAGAGCACAUCACAGGUGGAUACAAUUCGUCAGCGUCAUGGGGAAGCUUGCCGUAUGCCAGUGCCUCACCACUUCUUCCUCAGUUUAAAGAGCUUCACCUACAAUACAAUUGGAGAAGACACAGAUGUCUUUUUUUCUUUGUACGAUGUUCGAGAAGGCAAGCAGAUCAGUGAGAGGUUUAUGGUGAGGUUAAACAAGAACGGAGGCCCCAGGAAUCCAGAGAAGAUAGAUCGAAUGUGUGCACUUUUCACAGAUCUCAGCAGCAAGGACAUGAAGAGAGAUUUGUACAUAGUUGCCCAUGUAAUUCGAAUAGGCCGCAUGUUGCUAAAUGAUUCAAAAAAAGGACCCCCUCAUUUACACUAUCGUCGCCCCUAUGGCUGUGCAGUAUUGAGCAUCAUGGAUGUACUUCAGUCAAUCUCUGAAAUAAAAGAAGAGAAGGAUUUUGUUCUCAAAGUUUACACGUGUAACAAUGAAAAUGAAUGGUGCCAGAUCCAUGAAAAUAUUAUACGCAAGUCCAGCACCAAAUACACAGCGCCCAGCUCAAACUAUGGACUUAUAAUAUCUCUUCAGCUUCUUCGUGGCGACAUGGAGCAGAUUCGAAGGGAAAACCCCAUGAUCUUUAACAGAGGUGUUUCUGUUACCAGAAAGCUGGGUUUUCCUGAUGUUAUAAUGCCAGAGAUGAAGAUAGUUGGGUGUGAUAUACGCAAUGACUUAUACCUGACAUUAGAAAAGGGAGACUUUGAAAGAGGUGGGAAAAGUGUGCAGAAAAACAUUGAAGUGACCAUGUAUGUGCUUUAUGCAGAUGGAGAAAUCCUGAAGGACUGCAUCAGCCUGGGCUCAGGAGAGCCAAGCAGGAGUGCAUACCACUCUUUUGUCCUUUACCACAACAACAGCCCUCGAUGGGGGGAAAUCAUCAAGUUGCCCAUCCCUAUAGACAGGUUCCGUGGGUCUCACCUCCGGUUUGAGUUCAGACAUUGCUCCACAAAAGACAAGGGAGAAAAGAAGCUCUUUGGUUUUGCGUUCACUCCGUUGAUGAGAGAUGAUGGCACUACCUUGUCAGAUGAUAUCCAUGAGCUUUAUGUUUAUAAGUGUGAUGAGAACAGCACAUUUAACAACCACGCACUGUACCUGGGGCUGCCUUGCUGCAAAGAGGACUACAAUGGCUGCCCCAACAUCCCUUCCAGCCUCAUUUUCCAACGCAGCACCAAAGAGACCUUUUCAGUCUCCACACAGCUUUCAUCUACCAAACUGACCCAGAACGUGGAUUUACUCGCCCUACUGAAAUGGAAAGCUUACCCGGAUCGUGUGAUGGAUAUUCUAGGAAGACUGAGACAUGUCAGUGGAGAGGAAAUUGUUAAGUUCCUACAAGAUAUUCUCGACACAUUGUUUGUAGUUUUGGAUGACAACACAGAAAAGUAUGGUCUCUUGGUCUUUCAGUCUUUGGUAUUCAUCAUAAAUCUGCUGCGUGACAGCAAGUAUUUUCAUUUUCGACCUGUGAUGGACACUUACAUUCAGAAGCACUUUGCGGGAGCACUGGCUUACAAAGAACUGAUCCGAUGUUUGAAGUGGUACAUGGACCGUUCAGCUGAGCUUGUACGCCAAGACCACAUCCAGGAAGCAAUGAGAGCCUUGGAAUAUCUUUUCAAGUUCAUUGUCCAAUCUCGGAUCCUUUACUCCAGAGCUACUUGUGGAAUGGAGGAGGAACAGUUCCGCUCCAGCAUCCAAGAACUUUUCCAGUCCAUCAGAUUUGUGCUCAGCUUGGACAGCAGGAGCUCUGAGACUCUCAUCUUCACACAGGCCUCUCAGCCUGGAGGGCAGGCGAGUGGAGCUGGGACAUGUGCCCCACAAAAAUGUGGUGGUACUUCAAGGCCGUCAUUUAAUUCUGCUGCUUUGCUGAACUCCUUCCCUGCUAUCUUUGAUGAGCUGUUGCAGAUGUUCACUGUGCAGGAAGUAGCAGAGUUCGUGAGGGGUACUCUGGGCAGCAUGCCCAGUACAGUGCACAUCGGGCAAUCGAUGGAUGUUGUUAAGCUACAGUCUAUCGCACGCACUGUUGACAGCCGCCUCUUCUCUUUCUCAGAGUCCCGGCGCAUCCUGCUGCCUGUAGUUCUUCACCACAUUCACCUUCACCUGCGACAGCAGAAGGAGCUACUUAUCUGCUCUGGAAUCCUCAGUAGUAUCUUCUCCAUAAUCAAGACCAGCUCUUUGGAGGGAGAUGUCGUGGAGGAGGUUGAGAUGAUGGUGGAGAGCCUCCUGGAUGUGCUUUUACAAACUCUGCUUACAAUCAUGAGUAAAUCGCAGUCUCAGGAGGCGGUAAGAGGGCAGCGUUGCCCGCAGUGCACAGCAGAAAUCACUGGAGAAUAUGUCUCCUGCCUUUUAUCUUUGCUUCGUCAGAUGUCAGACACUCAUUUCCAGCACUUACUGGACAACUUCCAAAGCAAGGAUGAACUGAAGGAGUUCCUCCUGAAGAUUUUCUGUGUAUUUCGGAACCUGAUGAAAAUGAGUGUCUUUCCUCGAGACUGGAUGGUGAUGAGGUUGCUCACCAGCAACAUCAUCGUUACAACAGUUCAGUACCUGUCUUCUGCACUGCAUAAGAAUUUCACGGAAACGGACUUUGAUUUUAAAGUGUGGAACUCUUAUUUCAGCCUGGCAGUUUUGUUUAUAAACCAGCCAAGUCUCCAACUAGAAAAUGCCACACCAGCUAAGAGGAAGAAGAUCCUGGAUAAAUACGGCGAUAUGAGAGUGAUGAUGGCAUAUGAGCUCUUCAGCAUGUGGCAGAACCUGGGUGAGCAUAAGAUUCACUUCAUUCCGGGAAUGAUUGGCCCUUUUCUUGGUGUUACACUUGUUCCACAACCAGAAGUCCGGAAUAUCAUGAUCCCUAUCUUCCAUGACAUGAUGGACUGGGAGCAGAGAAAGAAUGGCAACUUCAAACAGGUGGAAGCUGAGUUGAUCGAUAAGCUGGACAGCCUGGUAUCGGAAGGAAAAGGUGACGAGAACUACAGGGAACUCUUCAGCCUGCUAACCCAGCUCUUUGGGCCUUAUCCCAGUUUGCUGGAGAAGAUUGAGCAGGAAACAUGGCGGGAGACUGGAAUCUCUUUCGUUACAUCAGUUACUCGUCUCAUGGAGCGUCUGCUUGACUACAGGGACUGUAUGAAAGGAGACGAAACAGAAAACAAGAAAAUUGGCUGCACCGUUAACCUUAUGAAUUUCUAUAAAUCUGAAAUUAACAAGGAAGAGAUGUACAUCCGCUAUAUCCACAAGCUGUGUGACAUGCACUUACAGGCUGAGAACUAUACAGAGGCUGCAUUUACUUUGCUUUUGUACUGUGAGUUGCUUCAGUGGGAGGACAGACCUCUGAGAGAGUUCCUGCAUUAUCCGUCUCAGUCAGAGUGGCAACGUAAGGAAGGUCUGUGCCGUAAGAUUAUCCAUUACUUCAACAAAGGGAAGAGCUGGGAGUUUGGAAUCCCGCUGUGCAGAGAACUGGCCAUACAGUAUGAAAGUCUCUAUGAUUAUCAGAGCCUCAGCUGGAUUCGGAAAAUGGAAGCUACCUACUAUGAUAAUAUCAUGGAACAGCAACGCUUAGAACCUGAGUUUUUCAGAGUUGGUUUUUAUGGUCGGAAAUUCCCAUUUUUCCUACGGAACAAAGAAUAUGUAUGUCGGGGCCAUGACUAUGAGAGGCUGGAAGCCUUCCAGCAGAGGAUGCUGAGCGAGUUCCCACAAGCCAUUGCAAUGCAGCAUCCAAACCACCCGGAUGACUCUAUAUUGCAGUGUGAUGCCCAGUAUUUACAGAUCUAUGCAGUGACUCCCAUCCCAGACAAUAUAGAUGUGCUGCAAAUGGACCGUGUCCCUGAUCGCAUAAAGAGCUUUUACCGAGUCAACAACAUCCGGAAAUUCCGUUAUGACAGGCCCUUCCACAAAGGCCCAAAGGACAAGGAGAAUGAAUUUAAGAGCUUGUGGAUUGAACGCACCACUCUGACCUUGACUCACAGUUUGCCUGGGAUCUCUCGUUGGUUUGAAGUGGAGAGAAGAGAACUGGUUGAAGUCAGUCCUUUGGAAAAUGCCAUUCAAGUGGUUGAGAACAAAAACCAGGAGCUGAGAACACUGAUAAGCCAGUACCAGCAUAAACAAAUGCAUGGUAACAUUAAUCUUCUCAGCAUGUGUCUGAAUGGAGUGAUUGAUGCAGCUGUUAAUGGGGGAAUUGCACGAUACCAGGAGGCCUUUUUUGAUAAAGAUUAUAUCACAAAGCACCCUGGAGACGCAGAGAAGAUCACACAGCUCAAGGAACUCAUGCAGGAACAGGUGCAUGUCUUAGGAGUGGGCCUGGCAGUCCAUGAGAAAUUUGUACACCCAGAAAUGCGCCCCCUACAUAAGAAACUGAUAGACCAGUUCCAGAUGAUGCGAUCCAGUCUGUACCAUGAGUUACCUGGUUUGGAUAAGCUGAGUCCAGCCUGUUCUGGCACCAGCACCCCACGCAGCAACGUCCUGGUUUCACAUGGACCUAUGAGCCCAGAGAGCAUAAAGCUGGUGCAUCGACACAGCCCACUGAACCUGCUUGGUUCAGUCCGACACUCGUCAUCCUCUCUGUCAUCCCACACCUCCAGUGAAACAGGAAACCUGGUUAUCCUAACAGACAGUUCUGUGGGGGAGACUGCUGAGGAUAUGUACCACAUGCAGGCUAGCCCUUCCACUUCAAGCCUGAGCUCUACUCACUCGGCACCAUCCCAGAUGAUUAACUCUGCCCCUUCCAGUGCUCGAGUGCUGGUGAAAGGUGCUGGAUUGACAACACUGGAGGCUGAAGCCCUCUAUUUAUCCACAGAACAGAUACAGCAUGGGCGGCAGCCGUGCAAGCUUCCCCACGCUGCCCCCACCAAUGUGCCUCAUCUCUGUCCUGGAGGGACCACCUCUAGAGGCUCUCCCUCUCUACCAGAUAAGUACCGCCACUCUCGGGAGAUGAUGAUGUUGCUGCCAACCCACCGGGACCGACCCAGCAGCGCCAUGUAUCCCGCAGCUAUCAUGGAAAAUGGACAGCCUCCAAAUUUCCAGCGCGCCUUGAUCCAGCAAAUGAUUGGACCGUGCAAACCUUGCAGUGAUCCCAACCUGUCUGUGGCUGAGAAAGCUGUGCCAGCAGCGCCCAGUAGCUGGAGCCUAGACAGCGGAACCCGAGAGGCCCUGCCAUUCCUGUCUGCCCACGCUGGGAGCAUCUUGGCCCCACCAGUGCCUCCCCGAAGCCUCCCCCAUGGACACUACUCACUGCACUUUGAUGCCUUCCAUCACCAGCUCAGUGACGCUCCUCCGGCACUGCCUGCACGAACGUUGCGCAAGUCUCCUCUUCAUCCUAUCCCUGCAUCACCCACCAGUCCACAGUCUGGUCUAGAUGGAAGUAACUCCACUUUAUCCGGCAGUGCCAGCAGUGGUGUCUCAUCCUUGAGCGAGAGCAAUUUUGGACAUUCUUCAGAACCACCUCCUCGCACAGACACCAUGGAUUCUGUCCCCAGCCAGGCCUGGAACACUGAUGAAGAUCUGGAGACACCCUACCUCCCUGUCAGGUACAGUCUCUCUGAGCCUGAUGUCCUAGAGUCGCUCAAAUCCCAGCCAUGCCGAAGCCACUCUGCUCCAUCUGGAGUCAUUCCUCAGGACACCAUGGACCCUCCUGCUCUACCCCCCAAACCUUACCACUCCCGGCUGCCGAACAUGGAGAAUGAGGAGGGGAUGAUAAUUGAAGAUGACGACAAACACCGCCCGUUGCAUCGUAAAGUGUCCCAACCAGUGAGUGGUGCAAAGGAAGAGCAGGCCAGGGUAGCAUGGGAGCAUGGCAUCAGCGAGCAGUAGGGACAACUCCUGGUAAGCAGCUUGCAUCGUCAUUCCAGGUCUGACUACAAAGGAGAGAGAUGAGGACUCGGAGAACAGCAAACCAAUUUUCUACUGCCGCAAGUUUAUGUCUGGAGCCCACAAAAGCAAUUGGGCCAGCAUGGGAGGUUGCUGCUUUCCUUUUUAAUUUCUUUUUACACCUUUCCGUUACGUUUUUUAACUUUCUGUGCAGUGGACAGUUUAUUCCUUCUGCAGUUUCUUAACCACAUCAUAUGGCACACAAGCCAUAGAGACUUGCAGAAGCUGAAAAAUACAAUUUUAAGUGGAAGGGGGAGAAAGGGGGGAUAUGUGGCAAGUUGAUUUUGAAACUGCUUUCCUCCCAGUUCUGAGACGCACAUGAGUAGAAGCAGUUGCACUAGGGACCUAUUUCUUUGCUGUACAGAAGUGAAAGCUCAUUGCUGAAAUCAGGGAUUCUAUGAACUGUCAGGCUGGAAGGUGCAUGAGCUGCAGGCAGUGGAAAGAUGGCAAUUCUAAGAAGAAAUUGGCUCUCAUGAGAGCAGGAUUGUACAUACCUGUGCAGUGAUCUCCCUGCAUUGGUUCAUAGGUGCUGAGGCAAUUUAACCAGUGCUGAUGCACUGAUUUCCAAGAUAUCAUUUCCAACAAACUCUGCCUCCUUUGUUUUUUAUGUACUGUUUGAUUUCUUAAAUUUUGCUUUCACUGGCUAAACCAACCUGCUUUCUCAUUGGAUUCAUAUGCUAUUCAUCUGUGCUACAGAAUGAGAGGAGGUUAGUAGCCAUUGGAGCUACAACCUAAUUGCAGGCCUUUCCCAUGCCCAACUUUGGGCAGGCUGUUGACACCAGCAUUUCUAUUCCAGUUUAAAAGAAGAAAAAAAAAACAAACACAACCAAAUUGAGUUUCUCAUGCCACAGCUGGUUGAUGACCCAGCCAGUAAAGAAAAGGUGACUUAAAUGCAUCAUAUCCAACACUCCUUGCCUCAGGGCUGAACAUCACAAUCCUCACCGACUUCCAUCACCCAGGAGCUGAGAUUCAUUCGCCAUUAACAUAAUGUCCUCAGUCCCUCCCAAAAACUCACUGUAGCUGGUGUGCAGAAAGAAUCUCCAUUUCUCACAGUAGACAGAAAACAUGAAGAUUCAAGAAAUGCCCAGUCUAUAGUGUACAUCAUAGAGUCAGGGAUCUUAAAGGCAACCUGUAAAGAAGAAAUGUUUGUUUCCUCUUUUGCUUCUUUAGGAUGUACAAAGCAGCUUUAAGAGCUUCUUCUCUCUUCUGGAAGGUUCAUUUCUUUUCUUUUCACCUCAGGCAGAAAUACAUCCUUUUUCCCCCAGUCACCUUCUUUUAUUGACAGGCUCCAGAAAGAGCUGGAGAACAUUUAAAAAAAAAAAAAAAAACAAAAACAAACAAACAAAAAAACACCAACACAGAACCAAGAAUUGAAACUAUGCAGAGGUGAAGACAGUACAAGUCUAUGAACACAAGCCUUUUAAUCAGUAUUUGCUUAGUUCAGUACAUGACAAACCAGGAAAAAAUUCUGUGGGUAAUAGAGCCAAGAUCAUCUGUUCUUUGAAAAGAACACCAAGAAAUCUUUUAUUCCUAUUUUCAUAUUUUUCAAGAAACUUUCAAUCAUGAGAGUAUCAAAUAUUUGACUUUUAUUCCUAUUUUCAUAUUUUUCAAGAAACUUUCAAUCAUGAGAGUAUCAAAUAUUUGAAGUGCUUAGAUAAACAAGCAAUGUUGCUUCCCCCUACCAUGCCCACACACAUUUUAGCCUGCCUUCUAGCCCUUUCCACCUGCAGAUUGCAAAGCACACCCCAGAGGAUGGCAACAGACCACCCUCUGUCCUACCACUGACAAAUCUGAAGCACAUUCAAAUAAAAGACUUACCUCCACCAUAUAAAUUAGUGUCAGAAACAGGAACAGCACUCAAUUUUCACAUCGAAUUCUUGCCCUAACCACUGAAUUUCUCAUGCCACAAACAGCAUAAAGAAGCAAAAAAGGAUAUUAUAAACCUUUUACAGGUCACCUUUAGCACUACCUCUAAAUGCAGUGACUGGGCAGAGUACAUUGCUUCUGAACUCUCCUAAAGGUGGUCUGUCUGUACGAAGUCUGGACUCAACAGAUGUAUGAAGGGGAUUUUAAGAGGAUUUGUUUCUUUUCUUUCUCAAGCUCUAGCCCAUGCGAAACUAUUAGGUUACGGAUUUGUUUCUUAAAUGGCCUAUUUGGCUGGAACAAAGUCUCUCUUGCUUCCUCUAUUUUGUUACUAACACAGGCUGCUUGUAAUCAUUAUAACCUUCACAAUUAAGUCAAUGAUAACAAAACUGGCCUAUAGUGGUCAUUUCAUCUCUAGCAGGAAGGAGAGUUUUCCAGUGCUGGGACAGUCCUAACUGUUAAUGAAUCAAGCCAAAUCUCUGGUAUAGAACACAUGUAUGAAAACUCAACUCAAAAUUAUGUUUUCAGUAAAGGUAAGUCAAGGUAAUUCCUUAGAAAUAAGUUGAAAUAUUUUCAUAUAUGCUAUUCUCCAAUCUGACUGAGAUUCUUCAAGUAGUUCUUAAAAGCUCUAAGUAUUCAAUUCCAUCUCCUCUGCCCCAUUUUUGCAUUGGGUUUUUUUUUUGGCAGGAAGAUUAAAAGAGCUUCCUUAUUGCAAAGAAUCAGCAUAUCUUGCAAAUAAAACUGCAAAACCAAGAAUACAACUAAAAGGAACUAAGUCCCAGUCAGCUGGAAAACCUGCCCACUGGAGCUCUAAUCAGUCUCUCAAAACAUAUCAUCCUGCUCUGAUUAGAGACACUGUACAACAGCAGCGAGUCCAUUUUGGGAGUCUGACAUUACUACGUAUUUGUAAUGGUUUGAAGAUCCAUCGGGUGAUGUAUACAAAUACCUAGUUUAUAGCAGGUCCACACAGAGAAGGACAGAAUAAAUUGCUGAAUUUACCAAAUUUAAGCCUCUCUCGAGUUAAAUUUCUGUUACUGUUCUGGUAUCUACCAAGGAUUCUGUCUCCCUUUUCAGUGCUUGCCUUAAAGGGGGCAGAAGAUAGAAAGACUGUUAUUAAGAUUUUGUGAAUGUUGGAACUAACACUUCUUGGAACUAAUACUUCUCUGUAGGGUGAGGUGUCUUAUAGCAUAGUACAACUCCAACAUCAAGCUCAGUCCUGGAGUAGGUGGAAGCAACAGCAGUUGUUGCACUUGCCCAGCAGGAUUUGAAGAUUCCUUGUAUAAACCACAGCAACAGGAUGUUUUGAACAGGACCUUGUCAUUCUAUACUUAACUGUAAUUCAAACUUAAUAUGAACUUGCCUUCAUUGGGUUUUCUUUGCAUAACAAAAUAGCAUGUGCAUUCCUGAGAAAAUUGGUGGAAUUCUGCUACAAAUCUCUCCAUCAUCAGUGUACCUGCUGGCCCCAUCUGAAACAAAAUUGAGAAGGAACCACAGUAGUAGAAGAAAAGCAAUUAAAACAAUUUCUCAAUCCUACAAUAUUAUUUUUCCAAUGGUUGGGUUGGUUUUAUUACUGUGUGCAAGACUAAGAUUCUUUUCUGUCUUUUCUUCUGGUUUUUAGCUUACCUUUUUUUAGGUAGGGGAUAUUGCAUAUCCCUUCUGGGGGAGAAUCAGCCAAACUGGGGAGGCUGGAGAGAACAAGAGCCUUUGGGAAACAAAUUAUGUGAUAUUUAAAAUUUCCUCUGAUCAUGCUUCUUUGUAAAUACCCCCAUUUGAAUGCUGUGUAUUUGUACAGGAAAUUGAGCAAAAAAUGUAUAGAUUGUGAUGUCUGACUGGUAUUCUGCCCUGUAAAUGUGUUUUUAACCUCUGGCAUUCUGUGCUUAUUUAAAACAGGCAAAAACCUCUAACCACUUCUCUUUUGUGUAUUCAUGUUUAAAAUAAAAUGAAAACAGCUAUCUUAUCUAUAAUGGAAAUCAAAUUUAAAAGGAAAAAAAUAAUUUGUACAAGUGUCCUAAAGGUACUUCAUUGUAUAUAUUGUGAUAGCAUGUUUCCAGAACCAACAAAUAAGUGGUGUGAAUUUUAGAUGUAAAUAUCUGCCGUUUGUUUUGGGUUUCUUUCCCUCACCCAUUCACUCGACUGCUGUGAUGUGGAAUUAAAGAUUAAUACCUGAUAUUAAAA
Tyto alba (common barn owl) is the source of this 10952-nucleotide messenger RNA. It is a transcript of the gene DOCK3, whose product is annotated as dedicator of cytokinesis 3. The transcript has 57 exons. The record is from RefSeq and is a predicted model, not a curated record. Gene Ontology annotation, cellular component: plasma membrane; cytoplasm. Gene Ontology annotation, molecular function: guanyl-nucleotide exchange factor activity; GTPase activator activity; small GTPase binding. Lineage: Eukaryota; Metazoa; Chordata; Aves; Strigiformes; Tytonidae. The coding region runs from base 456 to 6857 and encodes 2133 amino acids. Gene Ontology annotation, biological process: small GTPase-mediated signal transduction.